Molecule: messenger RNA, 2246 nt
Organism: Megalops cyprinoides (Indo-Pacific tarpon)
Lineage: Eukaryota; Metazoa; Chordata; Actinopteri; Elopiformes; Megalopidae
Gene: nphp1
Product: nephronophthisis 1
Exons: 20
Coding region: 146-2218 (690 amino acids)
Biological process (GO): protein localization involved in establishment of planar polarity
Cellular component (GO): cilium; cytoplasm
Molecular function (GO): protein binding
Source: RefSeq, a predicted model, not a curated record
UAAAACUUAAGUCAAGUAACAGUACACAGAAGUAGUAAGACAUAUGUAACGUUUAGCCUUUAAGAGCGUAGUUCCUAGCUAGCAAGUGUCUGUGAUUUAUAGUAUCGUGUCGUUUUUGCUCGUGGUUUUGAUUCUCCAAAAACCUAUGCGAAAUUCUGCUAAAAUGCCACUUAAAAGAAAAGGACCUUUGCAAACAGUACAGAGAGACACGGAUGAUAUUAAAAAACAGGUUGACACUCUGAAGCGAGAAGUCCGACAGCUGAACGCGACGGCAGAUACCAAAAGAUUAACAGAGGCGUCUCAGAGAUGCACCCAGCUACAAAGAUCAGUUGAAGAAAUGAUGAAGACACUGAAGAAGCUAACCAAAGCUGAUGAACCAGCUCCCGUGGGAAAUUAUGACCAAAGAAAACUUGAUGAAGAAAACAGGCUAAAAAUGAUGCAGGAACUGCUGCAGUCUCUAGCAGUAACGCUGGCUGCAGCACAAAAGCAAAGUACAGGUAAAAAUACAGAGACAAGUUCUUCGGAGGUUGUGGAUGGAGGAGAUGAGAGUGAAGAGGAGGAAAGUGAGGAAGAGGAAGAGGAGGAGGAAGAGGAGGAUGAGGAUGAAGAUGAGGAUGAGGAUGAGGAUGAGGAAGAUGCAGUAAAGGAAGCGCCAGAGAUUUUUAUAGCCAUAAGUGCUUUCAAAGGUGAACAAAAAGGAGACCUCACAGUACAGAAGGGAGAUUUGUUGUACGUUCUCAGUAAGAAUGCUGACGGCUGGUGGCUUGCUGAAGACUCAAAGGGAAACAAGGGCUUAGUACCCAAAACAUAUUUGAAGGUCCAUCAAGAGGAGGAAGAAGAUGGGGAAUCAGAGACUGGGGAGGAGAGUGAUGAAGAGCUGGACGAUGAGUCCAAAACCAAGCAAAGCCAGCAAAGUUCCAACUGGGAUGCUGUGAGAAAAGCAGUUUUAGAGGUCAAUGCGACUGAUGUUCUGGCUGCCAUGGGUGCCAUUCCAGCUGGGUUCAGGCCAUCUACUCUGUCCAGUCUGCUGAGUGAAGGGAAGACCUAUAGGAGUAGCCACUACCUUCAGCCAGAGCUGAGCCAAUCCCAGCUAGCUUUCAAAGACCUUUUGUGGGAUCCAGAUACAGGAAGUGUUCGGCCUCGAGUGUCCCGGACCUCCCUAACUUUGACACUGUGGAGCUGUAGGAUGAUUCCAACUCCAGGGGUUGGAGUGCAGGUCCUGAGCAGACAUGUCCGUCUUUGCGUGUUUGAUGGCACCAAGGUUCUGAGUAAUAUCCACACAGUUAGAGCAAGUUACAAUUCAAAGAACCUCAAGACCUGGACCUUCUCCCCAAGGACAGUCGCUAUCCUGCCCAGCCUGUUAGAUGGGGACUGCUUUGUAAGGAGCGACUCACAAUCUCCCGACGUGGGAAUCUUAUUCGAACUUGGGGUUACCUACAUUCGAAAUUCCACAGGUGAGCGGGGGGACCUGAGCUGUGGCUGGGCAUUCCUCCGGCUCUUCGACGCGAGCAGCGUGCCGGUCCCCCACAGAACCUAUGAACUAAUGGUACAUGGAGGCACGCCAUAUGAGAAAGGUGUGGACGUUGACCCCUCUAUAAGCAGAAGAGCCAUCGGCGGGGUGUUCCAGCAGAUGAUUGUUUCCAGGAAGCAGCCGAAGUUGAUAGUCAAACUAAAAUCGCCCAACGCAAAGACCAGGACAAAUCUGAAUCUCCUGCCAGAUACCUUGGUGGGCAGUACGUGCAGCAUACACCUGCUGGCGUUCUACAGACAGGUCCUGGCAGACGCUCUUCACAGGGACAGACCGACCAUGCAGAAUGCAGAUCUUAUCUGUAACCCGGUGCUGGCAACAUUCCCAGAGAUUCUCGACCAGACAGAUCUUUUAGAUGCUCUCAGGAGUGUAUGGGCGGAGAGAGAAAAUGCUCUGAAGAGGUCCGAGAAGCGGGACGGUGAGCUGCUGAAGGCCCUGUUUGUGGAGGUGUACCUGGACACCGUCUUCCCCCUCCUGUAUUCUGCCAGCCUGCCAGCCGCCAGGUGGGCAGACGAGGAGCUGGAGAACCAGCGCUGCAAGGCCAUCUUUGACUUGGCGCUGCAGGGCGCGAAGGCGGACGGCACGCUUUCCAUGCUCCUCUCUGCAAACAACGCCCAGGAGGCCUUCGACAUCUCCCAGGUCUCGUACGACUUCCUGGGCACGAGCAGAGUCAGCGCGACUACCGGCUGAACCACUUUUGCUUUGGGACUGAUUAUGA